Molecule: messenger RNA, 4268 nt
Organism: Diachasma alloeum
Lineage: Eukaryota; Metazoa; Arthropoda; Insecta; Hymenoptera; Braconidae
Exons: 4
Coding region: 221-2626 (801 amino acids)
Cellular component (GO): clathrin coat of trans-Golgi network vesicle
Molecular function (GO): protein binding
Source: RefSeq, a predicted model, not a curated record
UAUAUACCAGCAUGACCAGCAUCACCACUGUUCCACAAAGUCGUGAAGAGAGAAUAACUCGACUAUAACAAAAAAAAAUGUUUAAAUUAAAAUAUGAGCAAGAAAAAAAUUGUUGUGCAGGCGUAAAUAAGCAUCUUCUUAUGAGCCAUUGAGUGUAGUUAAUGCAACGAUGUGAGUGUAACCUCAAAGAAUCAACUCGUUCAAAAUUACUGUCUCCAAAAUGAACAAAUCUCGAAAUACCCUCGACAAGAAAUCCAACAACGUACCAAAUUGGUUAUGGUCAGGGUCAAAUUCACUACCCCAGUUCUACAAAAUCAUUUGGGAAGCAGUGAAAGAAGACAGGCCAACUCUGGGAGCGAGUCGGGGUGAGCUUUUAGUCGACACAAAUCGUGUCUUUCCCAUACUUUUAACCAGUCAAUUGCCAACGGAGGUCCUCGGUUAUAUAUGGAGCUUAGCAAAUCAAAAAUAUGCCGGACAGCUGACCGAGCUAGAACUCUACAUCGUCCUGGCAUUGAUAGCAGUCGCCCAAACCUCGUACCCCUUUACGAAUUUGGAUGUCCUCCAUAUGCUGCCUGGACCACCAACUCCUCGUUUGAACUUGAGUUUCCUGUACUCAAAUCAAACUCAGAUGCAGUCAGGAUCACAGGGACCUACGUCAUUAAGACCAAUAUCACACGGUAAAUCAUCACAAGCUCAAGUGGGAUCUAAAGUUUUUCAAGCUGCAGCCAUGCAGGGCCAACAAAGUCCUUUACAACCAUCUCAGACGUCAAUUGGUGGAUUGAGUUUACAAACAUCAUUUUCGCCGAAGGCAACAGGUUUGCAAUCUUACAGGGGAUCUAAAUCUUAUCAGAUCGCAACCUCACAAUGCCAACAAAUUCCAGUCCAAUCCCAUCAGAUUUCAAUGAUUGGAUCAAGCUUACAAUCACCGCAAUUGAUAUCCAAAACAUCCAGUGUUUAUGAAUCAAUCUUGCAAGCACAACCACCUGUCCAACUGACACAGACCUCGAUCACAUCAUCCACCUUACAGACGUCUUUACCAAAAGCGCAGGUGAACUCAGCUCAAAGCUUGCAAGCUCCAUCACAAAUGCAGAUGUACGAAACAAUCGUCCCGUCAUCGAUAAUCAAUAGUUCAUACAUUUCCGGAAGUAAACUCUCAGUACCGCAUAGAAGUUCAUCGGAAACUUCAGCAGACCUCAGUGAUGAUUUCACUGAUUUUCAAAGUGCUCCAUUACCAGCGUUGCCUAAUAUAGAUUCAAAGCAAGGCUCAGCCAUUGGUUCUCGACUGGCCAAUCAUAAUUUGAGUGGUGGAAGCUCAAUUAAAAAGAUGGGUGAAAAGAUGAAAAAAUCAACACUGAAGGUCAAAACUAAUUGUUCGACCAUUGGGGGCGGGAAGGAGAUACCGCCAUCUGAUGUUUUUGGAGGGAUUUUCUCGAAAUGCAUGGUGAAGAAUCAAAUGAAGACUGUGGUACUGAAGGACACUAUUAUCAGAAAUGGUGAGCCACCGAAGAGCUUUGUGGCGAAACGUGAGACUUCAUCAGGUCAAAAACAAUCGAAGGAGCUUUCAGGGCUGGAUCUCAUGAACCUCCACUCUAUGGACGAUAAAUAUAGCGCCUUAAGAAUUCUUGUUGAGACAUCACCACUUCCUACAGUGAAGAAUGUUCUGGAGCUUCAGGAAUCAGAAACUCCAGAGAAUUUGGAGAAUGAGGAGGAACAGUUUGAUGACUUCGGAGACUUCGUCUCGGCUGAGCAGACAGAUUUGACUAGUGGUUUUAGUCAGUCUGUAUUUGACGCGUCCAUGGAUCUUUUCUCAGAUUUCGAGCAGUUUCUUCCGAAUUCAUGUGGGGAUAAGGAAGAGAUUUCGUUUACGCAGGAGACUAUUGAAGCUUUGGCACAACUGGAAAUCACUGCAAGUCCAGAGAAAACGAUUGAUUUUCUGGAGGAAAAGUAUGAGACUAUCAUUGACUCCGAAAAGAUCAUCCAAAAAGAGGAUACGAUAUCAAUAAAUAGUGUAGAGCUCGCUAAUGGGCUAGGAGUAUUAACACGUUCUGGCUCGGUACCUAGUCUAGAUCUCAAAUCGUUUCUACCUUAUAAUGGUGAUGAAGAGAAGGAAACAGAGAGCAUGCAUCAGUUAAUUUAUUGGGAGUGGAAACAAUACAUGGAAAGCUGUAUUCUGCUUUUUCAACUAGCGGUGAAUAUCUUCACGGGUAUAAAUUCGGAAGCUGUUCUACAAGAAGUUUUGAACUCUGCUCAGGGAUAUAAUUUCCUAUGCAACUUGGCAGAGGUUGCAGCUGUGUGCAGACGAGUGAAUUUCUCACACAAAGAGAUGGAUAUAAAUAUCAUGGGUUUCGAUGAUUUAUUGUUGGAUAUCGAUAGAAUUUGGGCGGAAAUGGAGCCUUUCUAUGUCAACAUUCCAAUCGUCACGGAAUUACCAGUAUGGCCCCUCCACCAAGGAGAAACCAACACAUGUGCUCUUUGUCUCACAGUAGUAACAAGUGGUAGAAUAAUAUACAAUGAAAACACGUAUCAUGCAACGUGUGCGAAUCUCUGGUUAAACUGCGUAAACAGUAAUCUGCCAGUUCUCAAGUACCCUUCUCAAAUUCACACAGUUUCUGCUGGAGGCAAUUAGAUCUGAUAUUUAUUUUUUUUUACUCAACUUUAUGUUAUUCUCAUUUUUUGGCAUGCUUUAACACCGACAGAGCAUUAUCUUGGAUGAAUGAAAUAGAACACACAGUGAAUUCCACUUGGAAUUAUUUACAAUUGUAUUUUCUCCACGAAAGUUUGUCUAAUGGUCGAUCAGUAAUCUCUUGGUAUUGCAAUAACUUCUCUACAAUACUUCUUAAUUGCAACAUGUGUAAUUCAAAAAGGGAAAAAAAUAUCAAAAUCGGAUAAGAUGGGUGGUGAGAUUUCAAUUUUUCAACUAUAUAUGUCGAAAUUAUACAUACAUGUUGGAGUAGCAUAGAUUGAAUUUUGUAUUGUGAAAUUUGAUUUACACAUUUAAAAUGGGAUAUUAGAAAAUGCAAAUUGUACUUUUUAUGCAAUUGAAUAUGCGAUGUGUGUAUUUGAAUCCGUGUUGCAGAAUUUUGUGCAAAACUAUUUGGUAUCCAUAUGAAGGUGCAAGGGUAGAUGUGUAUUUCAAAUUAACGUACAUUUGUUAGCUUGUGAAGAAGGGAUCAACAUCCAUGUAAUUAACAAGCAUUCAUGAUCAAAUUUUACUUUAAGCAGAUGGAUAUACUAACCUGCGAAAAAUCAUUGUGUCCAAUUGAACUAUGUAGAAAUCUUCAGUCAUGUUUCAACCCAGUGCAUUUUCCUCAACGUGUUAUAAUUAAAAGUAUCCGCGAAAUUGCUCUAGGUACAUUUCAAUGUGUAUAAUUAAAAAGUCUUGCAGAGAAAUUAUUACGAUUCAUCGUGCGUUGUAGGUUAUUCAGCCAAGAAAAUUUUGUCUUGGUUGAAAUAUGCUCAUUUUUUCUGUUUUUGUUUUCUCUUCUUUUUAUAUGUAUAUUUCUGUAAAAAACAAAUUUUUCAUUGCAAUUAUACAAAUUGGAAAAUUUAUGAUGUAUUUUUUUUUAUUAAAAUCGAUUAUUUUUUGUUUAUUCAGUUUGAAAUUCUGUAGGGAGAAAGUCGUAAGUCGUGGAAACAUAAUUUCUUUAAAAAUGUCCAAACUUGUUUCGUAGUGGUAAAAGUUUUGAACGAAUUUUUCUCACCUCCUAAAAUUUCUAAUUAUCUAAGAAAUUUUCAUCUAUGAAAGGAUGUAUGGGAUCGACUUGCUAUAUUCCACCAUUUCACGGCUGAAUUGUUUUUAUUUUUAGCUUCCUCAGAGCAAAAUGAAUCGUGUCUUAUAAAAAUUUUUUUUUGUUAUCAAUAAUAGAAAGGAUAGAUAAAAAAGUGAAGACAAAAGUAUUAAGCUUUUGUUUAUUUCUGGGAUCAAUUCAAUUUCUGUCUCACUUAAAUGUUCGUUUUCACUUGGCCCAAUUUUUAGAGGAGAUAGAGUAACAUACUGAUUCAUUCAAUGAAAAGAUAAACACUUUAUCUGAUGGUAAAUUUUUAUAGACCUGUUGUUAUUAGUUCAUUAGAGAUGAUGAAAAAACCUUGUGGUUUUAUACUGUUGUGUGUUGUAGCUCUCGAAGUACUCUUAUGAUAGUUCACGAUUACUAAUUGAAGUUUUUCUCCCCUGUUCCACGCACAAAGAAUCUUCGAAACGCCUACUAGGCCACAAUCACUGUAUUCUAUGUUCAACGUCAUAAAAAAAAUCGAUAAAUAAUGUUCGAUGA